This is a messenger RNA of Cylas formicarius (sweet potato weevil), 2948 nucleotides long. RefSeq names its product pre-mRNA 3'-end-processing factor FIP1-like. The record is from RefSeq and is a predicted model, not a curated record. NCBI's taxonomy places the organism in Eukaryota, Metazoa, Arthropoda, Insecta, Coleoptera, Brentidae. Gene Ontology annotation, molecular function: RNA binding. Bases 190 to 1428 code for a protein of 412 amino acids. The transcript has a single exon. Gene Ontology annotation, cellular component: mRNA cleavage and polyadenylation specificity factor complex.
ACCUUCAAAAUUGGCAAUGACAAACUAGAAGCAGAAAAUGUAUUAUUUAUAAAGAAUUUUCCUAUUUCAUUCCGGAUUCAAUGUCCCAUUCAAUGAUUUGAAAACGCAACCAACCAAUAUUUGUCAAAACUCACCUUUCUUAUCAAUGCAAAUAUUUGUUCCUUCAGUUUAGGGUUAGCCAUCGAAAAAAUGGCAGAGGAGGUUGAGAACGACGAUCAAUGGCUAUACGGUGAAAAUCCUGAAGCUGAAAAUGCGGAACCAGCAGAAAAUGAGGCGGGACCUAUUGCCACAAAUGGUGUUGCUGAAACUAAAGCGCCCGUAGACGAUGGUCCACCGGGAGUUGAAAACAUUGAACCGCCUUUAGCAAGGGAGCCUACCAAUGAGGAAGUGGACAAUGAAGCAGAAGAUGGGGAAUUAAAAGCAAACGGAGAUGACAGCGACAAAGAAGAUUUGGAAGACGACAGUGAUGAUGAUGUUAACGUUGUUAUUGGUGAUAUUAAAGCCCCCACUUCAUACACUCAGGUGAAUAUUAAGAGAGGAGGGCUUACUACCACGAUAAGUGACAAAAGUAAGCAAAUUCAACAACCGGGAAAAUUUCAAGUUGAAGAAUUUGAGCAAAUUGGUACUAUCAAUGGAGUCCCUGCAGCAGAAUACAAUCUGGAUUCCUUGGAAGAUAAACCAUGGAGAAAACCUGGUGCUGACAUAACAGAUUAUUUUAAUUAUGGUUUCAAUGAGGACACAUGGAAAGCCUAUUGUGAAAGGCAGAAACGAAUUAGAAUGACAGAGUCUGGGGUAGGAAUAAUGCCCCUGAACUCCAUUGGCUUGCCAAGAGUAUCAAUGAAUGUUGUUAAUGAUAACAGUAAAUAUAACAAUUUUAAUGUUAAUACCAACCCAAGGCCUGUAGCACCCAUGAUGAAACCAAAUGAACCACCGAAAAUGAAUACAAUUCAAGUAAUGACAGCAGACCGGCGUGAAUAUAGUCGUAAACCUGCAGGAUUUCCAGAUUUGAGUGUCCCGCCACCUUAUGGCAGUGAAUUUCAACCAGAUUUUAACUUCAACCCUGAACCAGAACCAUUUUAUGGUGGAUAUGAACCAACUCAAGAUUCUCAGUGGAUGGAUGGACCUGAUCCAAACUGGCAACCGCAAGAAAUUAAAACACUAACUGGAGGUAAUCCAAUGGGACACAUGGGACCACCUCAUCAACUUAUGGGCCGUUCUCACUCACCUGGCAGGAGGGAUAGCCCCAUAAGAGAUAGAGAUAGAGAGAGCAGGAGUCGAUCAGAGAAACCGCGAGAUCACGAAAGGGAAAAAUCUCGAAGGAGGGAAAGAUCAAGGAGCAGAUCAAGAAGGCAUCGGUCCCGAUCUAGAAGCCCUGGACACAGAUCUCAUAAGAAAAAGAAGUCGCGGCGUCACGAGGAUAGUGAUUAAGUUAACAAAAUCAAUUUUUCUUGCAAAUAUCAGUGGCCGAAGUGUUUUUUUUUAAAUAGUGUAUUCCUUGAAUAAAGAUUUUAAGGAAGUUAUCUGAUUUUUACAAAAUUUGAUUGCAGGAUCACGCGUAUCAGCAGUUCAGAUUGCAUGAUUAAAAAACGGUGUAGGUUUUAUGUGGAAAUUUAAUAUUACAUACCAGUUUGUAUACAAAAAAUGUGUGUGUGACAAAAAACAUAAUAUGAAAGUUAUAUUUUUUAAAAUUUGAAGCCCUGUAUAUUAUUAAAAAAAAUCCUUCUGCGUCACGCGUCAUCAUGGCGCCACGUCAACUUUUGUUUACUAGGACCUUGUGGCAGAUCUUAAAUAUUAUUGUUUAAAAUUUAACAAAAGAACAUUUUUUUUUAUAAAAAAUUAUAAAAAUGCAAAUAGUACUUAAUUUUUUGUUCCUUUUGUUCUUGUAUUAAUUCGGGUCCACCUUAUAUGUGUCUCCAAUAUGACUUCUUUGGAGUGACUUUGAACCGUUGUUAUAAAUCAGACUUAGAAGGAUCACCGACACAAUAAAAAUUCGGAAAAAGUAAAUAAAAGAUGUUAAAUAAAUAUCACUUUUUGUUUUUUAAAUACGCACAAGGUUGUUCUUAAAUUUUACGUGACAUUUUACACAGAAACAAUCGUCAGAGCACAUAAUAUUUAAAAAAUAUGUCGAUAUAACAGAGGAUCUCGGAAAAAAUACAAAAACUUUAGCUCAUAACAUAUACGUUAUUUCCUAGUAAGAGAGGUAAAUAAUUAAAGUAUUAUGUGUAUUACAUUUUAUUGACUAAACUUUCGUAUAAUUAUGUAGAGAGUAUGUAUUAAUGAUAAAUAUUGAGCUGAUAUUUGCUUAACCUUAUUGCACAGAAUUUAGUGUUUUUCAUCAGAAUGUUUUAUUAUACAGCUAAGCGAGUCCACGAUUAAUGUAUAAAGACGGCAAAGUUUAAUGCAAUUCGGCUUUAAUGUAAUUCGCCAUUAUAGAACUUAAAAAUUCUUAUUAUUAAAACAAUUAAAUGAUCAGAUUUUUUUUUUAUUAAAUUAGUCUUAUUUUCUAUUCAAACUAAGUGAACAAUAUCAAAUAAAGCAAUAAUAAGAAACGCCUUAAGAAGUGACAGCAGCCAGAUUUUUUAUCUCAUUAAGUAUAGCUUUUUAACAUAAAAAAAGAAACAUUAUUUUUCCGACACAAUUGUAACGCGACAUCUCCAUAAAGGUUGCUCUUUACCCCACCUUCAUAUAACAAUUUAGCAUUUAUUUUCAACAAUUUGUUGUAAGUGUAGAGGAUUAUCUAAAUUACUUACUCCGAAGUCAUCUUUGUAAAAAAGUGUUUUAUUAACGAUCGCCAAUCUGCGUUCUAACAAUUCUAAAUGGUCUGCGGUGAUCAUGUGACCCAUAGACAAAUACAUAAAUCUUUCGUAGUUACGACCCGAAGUCAGCCGCAAAUCCAUAAGACUAAAGGUACAUUUACAGCUAUUCUCCUAAUUUGUUUUAUAGCACGC